Choloepus didactylus (southern two-toed sloth) is the source of this 3491-nucleotide messenger RNA. RefSeq names its product TTK protein kinase (gene TTK). Gene Ontology annotation, cellular component: spindle; nucleus; kinetochore. The record is from RefSeq and is a predicted model, not a curated record. NCBI's taxonomy places the organism in Eukaryota, Metazoa, Chordata, Mammalia, Pilosa, Megalonychidae. The transcript is spliced from 22 exons. Gene Ontology annotation, molecular function: ATP binding; protein serine/threonine kinase activity; protein binding. The coding region runs from base 13 to 2562 and encodes 849 amino acids. Gene Ontology annotation, biological process: mitotic spindle assembly checkpoint signaling; protein localization to kinetochore; peptidyl-serine phosphorylation.
GCAGCGGCCGAAAUGGAGGUUGAGGAUUUAAGCGGCAAGGAAUUGACUAUUGAUUCCAUAAUGAACAAAGUGAGAGAUAUUAAAAAUAAAUUUAAAAAUGAGGACCUUACUGAUGAGCUAAGCUUGAAUAAAGUCUCUGCUGAUACUACAGAUAAUUCAGGAACUGUUAAUCAAAUUAUGAUGAUGGCGAAUAAUCCAGAAGACUGGUUAAGUUUGUUGCUCAAACUAGAAAAAAACAGUGUCCCCCUAAAUGAUGCUCUGUUAAAUAAAUUGAUUGGUCGUUACAGUCAAGCAAUUGAAGCACUUCCUCCAGAUAAAUAUGGCCAAAAUGAGAGUUUUGCUCAAAUUCAAGUGAGAUUUGCUGAAUUAAAAGCUAUUCAAGAACCAGAUGAUGCACGUGACUACUUUCAGAUGGCCAGAGCAAACUGCAAGAAAUUUGCUUUUGUGCAUGUAUCUUUUGCACAAUUUGAAUUAUCACAAGGUAAUAGCAAAAAAAGUAAACAGCUCCUUCAUAAAGCUGUAGAAUGUGGAGCAGUACCACUAGAAAUGUUGAAAAUUGCCAUACAGAAUUUAAACCUCCAGAAAAAGCAGCUGCUUUCAGAGGAGGAAAAGAAGAGUUUAUCAGCAUCUACAAUAUUUCCUGCCCAAGAAUCAUUCUCCAGUUCACUUGGACAUUUACAGAAUAGGAAUAUCAGUUGCGAUUCCAGAGGACUGGCUCCUAAGGCCAGGUUUUUGUAUGGAGAGAACAUCCCCCCUCAAGAUGCAGAAAUAGGUCUUCGGAAUCCCUUAAAACAAGCAAACAAAUCUAAACUGUCAUGCCCAUUUGGAAGAAUUCCAGUUAAUCUUCUAAAUAGCCCAGAUUAUCAUGUGAAGACGGAUGGUUCUGGCUUACACAGUUUUACAAAAAGACAGACCUCUGGAUCAGAAUGCCGAGAUUUGAGUGUUCCUGGAUCUAAAUCAAGUGGAAAUGACUCCUGUGACUUGAGAAAGCUAAAGGCUGUUCAAAAUAUCCAUUCUAAGGAAACUCUGCUGUCAGAUGAGAAAAGUUAUGAGCUUUCUACUGAUUCAGUAACCCUGAAGAAUAAAACUGAAUCAAGUCUUCUAACUAAAUUAGAAGAAACUAAAGCACAUGAAGAACCAAAGGUUCCAGAAAGUGACGAGAAACAAUGGCAAUCUAAGAAAGAGUCAGAAUGUGUACACCAAAAUCCUGUUGCAUCUUCAAAUCACUGGCAGAUUUCAGAGCAGAAACAUACCACUUUUGAGCAACCUGCCAUUUCGGUUUUAAAACAAUCACCACCAAUACCAGCACCUAAAUGGAUUGAUCCAAAAUCUAUUUGUAAGACACCAUGCAGCAAUACCUUAGAUGAUUACAUGAGCUGUUUUAGAACUCCAGUUGCAAAAAAUGACUUUCCACCUGCUUGUCAAUUAUCAACACCAUAUAGCCAACCUGCCUAUUUCCAGCAGCAACAGCAGCAAAUACCAGCUACUCCGCUUCAAAAUUUACAGAUUUCAGCAUCCUCUUCAACUAAUGAAUGCAUUUCAGUUAAAGGAAGAAUUUAUUCCAUAUUGAAGCAGAUAGGAAGUGGAGGUUCAAGUAAGGUAUUUCAGGUGUUGAAUGAAAAGAAGCAGAUACAUGCUAUAAAAUAUGUGAACUUAGAAGAAGCAGAUAAUCAAACUAUUGAUAGUUACCGGAAUGAAAUAGCUUAUUUGAAUAAACUACAACAACACAGUGAUAAGAUCAUCCGACUUUAUGAUUAUGAAAUUACAGACAAGUAUAUCUAUAUGGUAAUGGAGUGUGGAAAUAUUGAUCUUAAUAGUUGGCUUAGAAAGAAAAAAUCAGUUAAUCCUUGGGAACGCAAGAGUUACUGGAAAAAUAUGUUGGAAGCAGUUCACACAAUUCAUCAACAUGGCAUCGUUCAUAGUGAUCUGAAACCUGCUAACUUUCUGAUAGUUGAUGGAAUGCUAAAGCUAAUUGAUUUUGGGAUUGCAAACCAAAUGCAACCAGAUACAACAAGUAUUGUUAAAGAUUCUCAGGUAGGCACAGUUAAUUAUAUGCCACCAGAAGCAAUCAAAGACAUGUCUUCCUCAAGAGAGAACGGGAAAUCAAAAUCAAAGAUCAGUCCCAAAAGUGAUGUUUGGUCCUUAGGGUGCAUUCUGUACUAUAUGACGUAUGGGAAAACACCAUUUCAACAUAUAGUUAAUCAGAUUUCUAAAUUGCAUGCUAUAAUUGACCCUAAUCAUGAAAUUGAAUUUCCUGAUAUUCCAGAGAAUGAUCUUCAAGAUGUGCUAAAGUGCUGUUUAAUAAGGGACCCUAAACAGAGGAUAUCCAUUCCUCAACUACUGGCACAUCCAUAUGUUCAAAUUCAAACUCAUCCAGGUAGCCAGGUGAGUAAGGGAACUACUGAAGAAAUGAAAUACGUUCUGGGCCAACUUGUUGGUCUGAAUUCUCCUAAUUCCAUUUUGAAAGCUGCUAGAACUUUAUAUGAGCAGUAUAGUACUGGUGAAAACCAUGAUUCCUCUUCAUCAUCCAAGACUUUUGAAAAAAAAGGGGGGAAAAGAUGAUUUGCAACUACUCAUAGACUAUCAAAUAACACCUAUAAAAUAUAUCGGACUGUUGUACUCUUGAUUCUCUUUGGACAUAUGCUCUUGCAGACCACGUAACUCUGAAAUGUUGUCAGCAGGAAAACUCAGUAGAUUAUCACCAAAAGAAAACUGUAAAAAUAACAACCACUAAUUGUACUGAAUAUGUUAAAUUGUAGAAUUGUUUUUCUCUAUUUUAUGCUUUCCUGUAAAUCUCAUCUAUUUGAUGUCAUUUCACACUUGGAAUAGGGAGUGGACAACUAAAAUAUUUUCUGAAGAACCAUGUAAAUAAAGCUUUGUAGCACAUAACACUAAAAUUUCAAAGUUGUAAAUUUAUUUGCUUCAGACAAAUAUAUUGUUGGUAUAGCAGCAAAAUUCUUAAUUAGAAUUGGAUUGACGGAAGAAACAGUAGUAGACCUUAAUAAUGAGCUUUGGGGGAAAAUAAAAACUCCCAAAGGUUCUGAGUUCUGAGAUCAAUUUCUUAUUUCUUUAUGAUACAGUCCAUAGUUUUGGAGCUGCACAUGUCUCCCUCAAUUCAUCCUUUGAUUCUUCAUAGUAUCUAUUGUUUUUGGUGCUUAGAGUAUUUUGCUGGGUUGUGUGGUAUAAGUUUUAUAGGGCAUGCCCUCAUUCCAUGACUUGUUUGGUAAUGGAUAAUUACAAAUAUGAGUCCAGAAUCUCUUGACUGAGUCUCAUAGUUUAAAGGUAACAUCACAUAAUAUUCUUUUCCCAAAUUUUUAAUCUGUUAUUGGUUUUCAGGGUUAUUGGUUUUAGGUUAAUGGAAUAUUAUCGAUAACUAGCUUUCUGUUCAAGCUAAAGCUGGAGUUUUGUAAACAUGUUCAUGGAAAAGACAUGGUACAAAUCCAACCUGGGAGUCAGAAAUUUAUCUCACAUGUGAAUUUAUCCCACGUAUC